This is a messenger RNA of Cyphomyrmex costatus, 542 nucleotides long. RefSeq lists its product as uncharacterized. The record is from RefSeq and is a predicted model, not a curated record. The transcript is spliced from 4 exons. The coding region runs from base 77 to 457 and encodes 126 amino acids. NCBI's taxonomy places the organism in Eukaryota, Metazoa, Arthropoda, Insecta, Hymenoptera, Formicidae.
GUUUCUCACAAGCAAAUAGUACAGUCUUAUCCGAAAAGUGAAGUGAUAACGAUCGACUCAAAAAUUACUUGAUACAAUGAAGAUGCGCAGUCAUUUCUACAACAGUAAGCUUAUUCACUCCAUUAUGUGGAUGUCGACGACUUAUCUGCUGUUCAUCCUCUCGUUAUCGACAACAACUACUGCUAAGCCAGCCGUCGAUGGCAUCGGGCUGACGCUUAACAUCAAUAAAGCGUACUCGCAUUUCAACCGUAUCGGCAAACAACAAUCUUUGUGUGCCAUAGAUUGCAUAAGGGAAGACUUUUGUCUGAUGACCUGCAGUCUUCUUUGCCAGUGCCAGGAUAUUUGUAUCGCCGUAACGUGUUCGAAUCCAGAAUACCCGACAUGCAUGACACAACCCCCGAACUCAACUUGUAAUAUUCUGCCCUGUAUUAUAACAGGUUCCUGUACUUCAGGCUAAUUUUUUCAGACCAUCAAUUCACCGCAGCUAUUUUCUUUGCAAAAUGUUAGAUAAAUUAACUUAAUCUUCGAUUGUAUAGCUGCCU